Molecule: messenger RNA, 1688 nt
Organism: Elaeis guineensis (African oil palm)
Lineage: Eukaryota; Viridiplantae; Streptophyta; Magnoliopsida; Arecales; Arecaceae
Product: protein root UVB sensitive 3
Source: RefSeq, a predicted model, not a curated record
UUGGUUUCCGUCGCCUUGCCUCGACUCCGGUCUCAGAGAAUUCCAGCGGCAUCGUUCCCGCUUCCAUGGAGAGCAGGGGGAUCGAAGGCAAAGACGAAGCGAUCUCUUCCUCCUCUCCUCCUACUCCAUCGAUCACGCUGGAGGAAUGGCGGGGCUCGUCCUCCGCAAAGCUCUAUCGAACCGCAGUCAUCACCGUUGACCGCUCCUCUCACGCCCUCGAAAGAUACGGAAGUCGAUGGCACCAACUCUGGAGGAAGAUUCUUGAGGCCUUUGUUCCGGAGGGUUUCCCAGGCAGUGUGACUCCGGAUUAUGUUCCCUUCCAAAUGUGGGAUACUUUGCAGGGGCUCUCAACGUACAUACGUUCCAUGCUCUCUACUCAAGCUCUCUUGGGGGCUAUAGGAGUUGGUGAAAAAUCUGCUACUGUCAUUGGUGCAACUUUUCAGUGGUUUUUGAGGGAUUUGACUGGAAUGCUUGGAGGUAUCUUAUUUACUUUUUACCAGGGUUCUAAUCUGGACAGCAAUGCCAAGAUGUGGCGUUUAGUUGCAGAUUUUAUGAACGAUCUUGGAAUGCUGAUGGAUCUUGUAUCUCCUUUGUUUCCUUCAGCAUUUGUUGCAAUACUUUGCUUAGGAAGUUUGUCAAGAGCAUUCACUGGUGUUGCAAGUGGUGCAACUAGAGCAGCGUUGACUCAGCAUUUUGCACUUGAGAAUAAUGCGGCAGAUAUAUCCGCUAAGGAGGGUAGUCAAGAAACAAUGGCAACUAUGAUUGGGAUGGCACUGGGAAUGCUUCUAGCUCAUAUUACAAGAGGACAUCCUAUUGCAGUGUGGGUUUCAUUUCUCUCUCUCACAAUGUUUCAUAUGUAUGCAAAUUACAAGGCAGUGCGAUGUCUUUCACUGAAUACGUUAAAUAAUGAGAGAAGCUCCAUACUGUUGCAAUAUUUCAUGCAGAAUGACAAAGUUCUCUCACCAGAAGAGGUUUCAAGAAGGGAGCAUGUUUUCCCUCUUUGGGCUAGCUGGCAUGGUUCAAGUAAUGUUGAAUCACUGCACCGACAUGUGUAUGUAGCUGUCAAAGUUUCCUCUUUGAAGCACUCUGAUAUGAUGGAGCUUUCAAGAUCUGCAAGCACCCACUAUAAGAGAGCUAAAUAUCUAUUGCUGGAGAGGAAAGGAGUCGUACAUGUCAUCAACCAUAAGGAGGCAACACCUGCUGAUAUUUUGCAGUCCUAUCUUCAUGCUCUUGUCUUAGCAAAUCUCAUGGGCAAAACCCAGUCUUUGCACGCUGAAAGCCGCGUAUGGAUGGAUGGACAUUACCCUGUUUUCAUUGCAAAGCUAAAGUCUGCAGGAUGGGCAACCGAACGGCUUCUGUCGCCGUCAAUUGUUUGGAGGGCAGACUGGGUUUGCAGUCCCUCAGAUGAGAAGAUCAACUAGGCAACAUAAAAGACCAAUUCCUACAGUAUACACAAGCAGUGUGGAUGGUGCUCUAGACUGGAGUAUGGCUGUUAGGUGUAUGAGUCCAUCUCUAUUCUUUUUGGCAAUAUCUCACAAGAUAUCUGGAUAAUUAUUUGGUAGGAGAGUCUCAAAGAUAAGCUUACGAGAUUGUAAAAUUCUGAUUAACAAUCAGAGGCUGCUGAUGACUACCCCGCCUCAUGUAGUUUUAUUAAUCAUAAGCCCAUAGCAAAUCCAAACGAGUUUACA